AUGGCCGACUCAGCAGAGCAGCCAAUUCCUCCCGAUGAGAACAGGGGCCCUGAAAUCCUCGCUGUGUGCGGGUCCCUGGUGGGCAUUGCUCUUUUUGUGGUGGUGCUGCGCAUCUGGGUGAGAGCGAAGAUUGUCCGCCACGUUGGUGCCGACGACUGGACCAUCAUCGCCGCCAUGCUGGUCAUGUUCGUCGAGAUGAUGGUCAUCAUUCCGCAAGUCCAGGUCGGCGGCGGCCGCCACGUCCAGUACAUCCAGCCACCCGAAAACGUCGUCAAGGGACUCCAUCUCAACUUCGUCACCCAGCCUCUAUGCCUGAUCUCCCUCUGCUUCACAAAGGUCAGCGUCGGCCUCUUCCUACUCCGUCUCACACCGUCGCGUAACUUCCGGUACAUCGUCAUUGGCAUGAUCGUUUUCACCAUCAUGUCGCACACCGGAAACCUAUUGACCGUUUUCUUCCAAUGCCGGCCCCUGGCACUUGCUUGGGACUCGUCGGUAAAGGGAGAAUGCAUCCCGCCAUCGCACCUCAAAUUUGCCGCCUUCUUCAACUCGGCAGUAGCAGCCUUGACUGACGUCGUCUUUGCUCUUCUCCCGGUGCCCAUUCUUUGGAACGUGCAGAUGAAUUGGAAGGUCAAGUCAGCUGUGGCCGGCAUUCUGUCGCUGGGCAUCUUCGCUGCCGCCUCGGCCAUUGUCAAGAUUACCUUCCUCGAAAGCUACGGCAAGCACGGCGAUUUCUUGUGGGACAGCGUCGACAUCACCAUCUGGACGACCGUCGAAAUCAACAUCGCCAUUAUCGCCGCCUCCUUCCCCUGUCUCAAACCUAUCUUCAAGACCCUGCUUGAAGGCACAUCUGCUGCUGCCCGAUACGGCUCCAAGUACAAGGGCUACGUCCGCAACGGCGACACUAGCGGCACCGGCAACCCCAGGUCAGCGGCCAGAGCGGGCCCGAGGAGCGCGACGGCACCCGAGUUCGAGAUGUACAACCAGGCCACGGGCAAGUUCACCACUGAUGUCAAGACGGGCAGGUCGUCCAUGACCGGCUCUGAGGAGAGCAUUCUGCCGCAGGAUUUGAAGACGCCGCCAGCAGCAGCGGCAGCAGCAGGCAAAUCUGAUGGGAUCACCAAGACGAGCACCGUCUUUGUCACAUAUGACAAGCGUCGGCGCUCGGGUGGUUGGGAGAGGGAAUAA
Parathielavia appendiculata is the source of this 1185-nucleotide messenger RNA. RefSeq lists its product as uncharacterized. The record is from RefSeq and is a predicted model, not a curated record. The transcript has 4 exons. The coding region runs from base 1 to 1185 and encodes 394 amino acids. Lineage: Eukaryota; Fungi; Ascomycota; Sordariomycetes; Sordariales; Chaetomiaceae.